AUGCAGAUGGCCUCAAGGACAUGCAUACGGUCAUCCGCAUUUCCGUCACGCCCCGUGCAUCGACAUAACAGCGCAACUCGCCACUUCAGCGUGUCCAGCCUUCUCAGAGCACAAGAGGAGAAGCCCCGUCGUGGCCUGUCAAAAGCCACAGGACCCAGGGAUAUCGCAAAGCUGCAGCAACAAGCAGAUGCCAUCGAACGCCAGAGAGAGAAAGACUACGCCAAGCUGUGGACGGCGAUUCGAGCAAGUGACAGUGGCCGAAGCGACGACGGAAGAGCACGAGCGACAACGAAGCGUCUGCAAGCCGAAAUGGCAUAUCUGCACGCGAGCCAGCGCUUCGAGCAAGCUGCUAUGGCCUAG
Molecule: messenger RNA, 360 nt
Organism: Fulvia fulva
Lineage: Eukaryota; Fungi; Ascomycota; Dothideomycetes; Mycosphaerellales; Mycosphaerellaceae
Exons: 1
Coding region: 1-360 (119 amino acids)
Source: RefSeq, a predicted model, not a curated record